This is a messenger RNA of Mauremys reevesii (Reeves's turtle), 5244 nucleotides long. Its product is annotated as microtubule-actin cross-linking factor 1-like. Gene Ontology annotation, molecular function: calcium ion binding; microtubule binding; structural molecule activity. Gene Ontology annotation, cellular component: focal adhesion; membrane; cytoplasm. The record is from RefSeq and is a predicted model, not a curated record. The transcript has 33 exons. The coding region runs from base 12 to 5060 and encodes 1682 amino acids. NCBI's taxonomy places the organism in Eukaryota, Metazoa, Chordata, Testudines, Geoemydidae. Gene Ontology annotation, biological process: intermediate filament cytoskeleton organization; wound healing; cytoplasmic microtubule organization.
CCCAGGAGAAGAUGGAGUCCCUGAGGAUGAGGUAUCUGAUCAUGGGGCAGAGCAGCGGUGACAUCCAGCACCGGCUGGCGCAGACCCUGGAUGCCUCAUCCCAUGUGGACUCUGCCCAGGAGGACCUGGCUCUCUGGCUGGGUCGAAUGGAGAAGGAGCUAGCCUCUGGGGACAGCCAGCCAGCUGAUGGGCCACACCCGGUCAGUGCCAGCGACAGAGAAAAGUUUGAGCAGGUCCUGGGGGCCGAACAUGCCCACCUGGCCAGGCUCGGCCAGCACCUGGAGGAGCUCAGGCAGGUCCAGCUGGACGCCCAGGCCAUCUGCUCGCAGCUCUCCGCUCAGCAGCUCCUCUCCGCCGAGAUUCUGCACCACCGGGGCCUGGUGGAGCGCCUGCUGGGGAUCUCCGACCCACUGCUCCGUGCCUGGCCCCUGCCCUCACACCAGCACCCGCAGCCAUCGGCGCAGUCCCUCCAGGAGCAAGCUGAGCGGCUCUUCCAGGACAGCGCAGCCUGCGCGGUGCAGCUGGAGCGGGCCCAGGCCCUGCUAGCCCAGUUGGCUGAGGCCCAUGACGAGCUCACGCCCUGGCUGGAGGAGACGCAGCUGGUGGCUGCGCGGCUCUCCCCGGACGCCAUCAGCUGGGAAGCCUUCAAGGAGCAGCAGGACCUGCUGCAGUGCCUGCGGGAGGCCCUUGCUGAGCACCGGCCCCUGAUGGGGAAGCUGCAGCGCGUCUCCGCCCAGCUGGCGGAGCUGAGCCCGGAGCAGGGGGCCCCGUUCCAGCAGCGGUGCCAGGUGGCAGAGGAGCAGUACGGCAGCAUCCGGGAGCACGUGCGCCAGGCAGCCACGGUGCUGGAAGAUGCCAUCCCGCGCUACAGCCAGCUCACGGAGCGCAUGGACUUUCUGCUGGAGAGCCUGGAGCGGCUCCAGGGCCGUGUGCAGAACCCCCCCGUGGUCCGGGGCGACGCAGCCCACCUCCGGGAGCAGCUCUGCGAGAACAGCCUGGCGCUGGGCGAGCUGGAGAAGCUGGGGGUGACACUGGAGACCGUGCGCAGCCAGGGGGCCGAGCUGCUGGCCAGCGUGCAGAUGGCUCACACCGAUGCUGCGGCGAAAGUGAUCCAGGAGCGCACGGAGCAGCUGUGCAGCCAGUGGCGCUGCCUUCGCGGGCAGGCCGAGGAGCGGGAGCGGUGGCUCAGGGGCCUGUUGGCGCUGGCCGAGCGGUUCUGGCAGGGGCUCGCUGAGCUGGCCGUCAGCCUCACAGACACCCAGCAGAUGGUGCUGGACUUGGAGGAAGCCGACCCCGACCCCGAAGCUGUCCGGGCGCGGCUCCGCACCAUGCAGGCGCUGCGAGAGGAGAUCGACGCACUGCAGAACGACCUGGACACACUGGGCAUCCUGGGCGUGGAGCUGAUGUCGUCCUGCGGCGACUCGGACAAACCAGAUGUCACCAAGAGCCUGGAUGAUCUCUACUCGUCCUGGCACAGCCUGAGCAAGGUGUGGACGGAGCGGCAGGGCCGCCUGCAGGAGCAGCUCCAGGCCUCGCUACGCUACCAGGAGGCCAUGCAGGGGCUCUGUGACUGGCUGGCCACGGCCGAGCUGCGCCUGGCGGAGGAGUUCCUGGUUGGGGGGGACCUGGAGCUGGUGAGGCAGCAGCUGGCGGAGCUGAAGGAGUUCAAGAGGGAGCUGUACCAGUGCAAGGUGGAUGUGGAGAGCCUGCGGCACCAUGCGGGGGCUGAGGACAGAGGCCCCCCAGCUUUGCUGAGUGACUUCCGGCAGCGCUGGGAUUGCCUGGAGGAGGAGAUUGUCAGCCGCCAGCACCAGCUGGAAGCGGCGCUCCUGGGCUUGGGGCAGUUCCAGAACCAGCUGGAGGAGCUGCUGCAGUGGAUUUCCCACACGGCAGAGCAGCUGCAGGGCCGGACCCCGCUGAGCUUGGAUCUGCAGAGCUGUGAGAUCGAGCUGGCCAAGCACAAGGUGCUGAGAAACGAUGUCAUGUCCCACGCCCGGACUGUCCAGUCUGUGAACGAGGCCGGCCAGGGGCUGCUGCUCUCCAGCCUUGGGGACAGCACGGACGCGCUGCAGUGCAGCCUCCAGCAGCUCAACCAGCGCUGGGACUUUGUGCGGAGUGAGACCGAGAGCCGCCAGCUGGAGCUGGAGAACAACCUCAGCCAGGUGCAGGACGUCACGCUAGAGAUCAUGGACCUGCUGCAGUGGCUGGAGCACGUGGAGAUGCGGCUCUUCUUCUCCAAGCCCGUCUGGGACCACCCCGAAACCACCAAGGAGAAGCUGGCAGCGCACCUGGAGCUGGCCAAAGAGCUGGAGUCCAAGCAGCAGGCGUAUAACAGCGUGAGGGACCGGCUGCAGCGCCUGCUGGCCUCCUGCAGCCUGCCCCGGGCCUGCAGCACCGAGCACAGCCUGCGCAUCCUGCAGCAGAAAUGGGAAAGCGUCCACAGCCAGGUCCAGGAGAGGAAGGAGCGGCUGGCGGAGGGGCUGACUCUCAGCACCGAGUUCCACAGCACGGCACAGGAGCUGCUGCAGUGGCUGGGGCAGACGGAGGAGAGCCUGAGUGCCCCAGAGCCGCCCAGCUUCCUGCUGGAGACCGUCCUCAGGCAGGUCCAGGAACACAAGGCGCUGCUGAAGGAGGUGACCGCUCGCGGGGAGCAGCUGUCCAGCCUGGAGGCGGUGGCCGCUCGCCUGAAGGACGUGAGCAGGAAGCAGGACUGUGCUGUGAUCCAGAGCCUGGUGCUGACGGCCAAGGAGCGGGUGGCCAAGGUGCUCCGGUGUACUGGUGAGCGGGGCGCCGCGCUGGAGGACGCUCGCAAGCGUGCCAAGCAGUUCAGUGAGUCCCGGCAGCUGCUCCUGGACUGGAUGGAUGAGGUGGAGCAGACUCUGGAGAUCCCCGGCGAUGCCGCCAUGAGCCAGGAGGAGAUCAAGUGCCAGCUGGCUGAGCACAAGGAGUUCCAGAAGCUGCUGCGCUCCAAGCGUCCCGUGUACGAGGCCACGCUGCGCAGCGGGCGCUUGCUGCGGGAGAAGGCCCAGCUGGCCGAGGACGUGCAGCCGCUGGAGGAGCUGCUGGGGGAGCUGAAGGAGCGCUGGGACGACGUGGGUGGCCGGGCUGUGGAGAGGCAGCACAAGCUGGAGGAGAGCCUGCUAUUCUCGGGCAAGUUCACGGACGCCCUGCAAGCCCUGCUGGACUGGCUGUACCGGGCCGAGCCGCAGCUGUGUGAGGAGGUGCCGGUUGGGGGGGAUCGCGACCUGGUCAGCGACCUCAUGGACAAGCACAAGGCUUUCCAGAAGGAGCUGGGCAAGCGAGCCAGCUGCAUUAAGAUGCUGAAGCGCUCGGUGAGGGACCUGACUCGGGGCAGCAGCAGCGUCGACUCCCAGUGGCUGCAGAAGCAAAUGGAGGAGCUGAGCGGCCGCUGGGACCUGAUCUGCAAACUCUCCAUCUCCAAGCAGGGCCGGCUGGAGGCUUCAUUACAGCAGGCGGAGGAGUUCCACACCCUGGUGCGCUCGUUCCUGGCCCACCUGGCUGAGUCGGAGAAAACCCUCCGGCACGGCGUCUUCCCGGAGGAGGAGGCGGCCAUGCGCGAGUGCCAGAGCCAGCUGCAAGAGCUGAUGAAGACUCUGCAGUGCCAGCAGCUCGAGCUGGAGUGCAUCACGUCCCUGGGAGAGGAGAUCCUGUCUGCCUGCCACCCCGACUCCGUCGUCACCAUCAAGUCCUGGAUCACCGUGGCCAAGAGCCGCUUCCAGGAGGUGCUGAGCUGGGCCCAGCAGCAGGGUGAGCGGCUCCAGGCCCAGACGGCCAGGCUGGCCGCAGAGCGGGAGGAGAUGGGCCGGCUCGUCGACUGGAUCGCGGCUGCCGAGGAGUCGCUGAGCCUGAGGGACCAGGAGACGCUGCCCGACGACGCCCAGCAGCUGGAGGAGCUCAGCUCCCAGCACGUGGAGUUCAUGGAGGAGCUGAACCGCAAACAGCCGGAUGUGGAGAAGGUCACGAAGAGCUGCAAGCGCAAGCUGGCCCCGGAGCUGGGGCUGCCGGCCACCCGCAGGCUGGCUGCAGGGCGACGCAGUGCUGUGAAACCCCCCCGCACCACUCCCCAGGUGCCGCUCAUCGACCUGGAGCCCCAGAGCCCCCCCAUGGCGCAGCUCCUGCACCGCUGGCAGCAGCUCUGGCUCCUGGCCUUGGACCGGCAGUACCGGCUGCAGAGCGCCCUGCAGCGGCUGCGCGAGGUGGAGGAGUUUGCGCACUUUGACUUUGGCGUCUGGAGGAAGCGGUACAUGCAGUGGAUCAGCCACAGGAAAUCCCGCAUCCUGGAUGUUUUCCGAGGCAUCGACCGGGACCAGGAUGGGCGGAUCAGCCAGCGGGAGUUCGUCCAGAGUGUCCUCUCCUCCAAAUUCCCCACUAAUGUCCUGGAGAUGAGCGCCGUGGCCAGUAUCUUUGAUAUGAACAGUGAUGGCUUCAUUGAUUACUACGAGUUCGUCAGCGCUCUGCAGCCCAGCCGGGACCCGCUGCGGAGGGUCGCUGACGCUGACCAGAUCCAGGACGAGGUAAACCGUCAGGUGGCCCAGUGCAACUGCGCCAAGCGCUUCCAGGUGGAGCAGAUCAGUGCCAAUCGGUACCGGUUCGGGGAGUCGCAGCAGCUGCGCAUGGUGCGGAUCCUGCGUAGCACCUUGAUGGUGAGAGUGGGGGGAGGCUGGAUCGCGCUCGACGAGUUCCUGGUGAAGAACGACCCCUGCAGAGUGAAGGGACGGACCAACCUGAAGAUCAAUGAGAAAUACCUGUCCCCAGACGCCUUAGGGGCCGUGACCACCUGUGCCGGCAGCCAGUCAGCCCCCCCCUCCAAAGUGCUGUCCCCCAGCCGCUCCAACUCCAGCCUCAGCCUCUACAGCAGUGCCUCAGCCCCCAGCAGCCCCCUGGCCAGGAAGGCUGUCCUGCGCCGGACGCGCUCCGGAGACCGGUGCCCCCGCUCCCGCAGCUCCCUCCUGGCUGACGGGGCUGAGCUGAGCUUCUCCGCCCCCCAGGCCAGCACAGAGCCUGCGCCCCCAGAGCCCCCCGAAGGCCCCCCCACCUGAGAGCGGCCCCCCUGCACCAGGGACAGCAGGCGCCUUCCCCGGCACAGCCCGAGCCCCACGCAGGAUUUUCUGCCCUUCCCAAUGGCUGCGCCAGCAGAGCCACGUCCACCCCAGGGAUGUGGCUCCAAGGCUGGAGAGGAUGGAGGCUCCUGGCCUGACCCUUCAGCAGAGAGCUGGGGGUGUG